AUGCUGGAAUGGGACGACAAGGGAGUGGAGAUUGCUGGUCGGCAGCCACAUCAUUUACACCUUGCCGAUGACAUCGCUGUGAUAACACCUAACAUCCUCCAAGGUGUAUGGAUGCUGACCGAGUUGGAAAAAAACAUGUGGAUGCAUCGGUCUUUGGCUCAAUCUGUAAAAGGCACGCAAGCAGGAAGAAAAUGCAGUGAGCGUUGUUCAACGCUCAAUCGAGUCGCUGCUGCAUUUGCCAAAAACAGGAAGAUAAAGUGGGCCGGACACGCGAUGCCCUUCAACGACAACUGUUGGACCAGGAUUGUCUUGGUGCUCUUCGUGUCCGACGUGAGAGGAAAAACCAUUUGCCGACUCUGGCACGCGAUCGGAACAGAUGGAAAAUAUACUGGCGCCCACUCGACCAGUUCGAAAGCGGUAGUCAUGGCGGUCAAAGCGAAAGUUUCAGUCAUUGACCAAGCGCACCGCAGUGGAAGACAGUUUCCUGUCUCCUUUCCUUCACUCAACUCAAGCACGAAGAACUCGCAGAAAGCCUUCGGAAAUCGUUUCGAAUUGGGCAAAGGAGUAAAGCAGGAAGGAGGCUGGAAGGGAAUCGCAACUCUACUCGUCAUUAUGUUUGUUUGUUCACUUAUCGGCUUAGCAUUCCACCUAUUUACGCCGAAAGGAGAUAAGCUCAGCAAAGGCGACGAUGCUACGGUAGUCGUGGAAAAGAAAAGAAAAGAAUCGGGUGGAGACAAAGUGUAUCAUGGAUUGCCUCAACCGGUAAACUAUGGAGCGCAUUUUGUCGGAAACGAUGCAAUCGUUUAUUCAAACUAUCUUCAUGGACCUGUCCGACUGUCACUAGACAGAAUGGAGCCUGAACGGCUACUUAAAUACAAUCCGGACAGUCUUAAUCCAAUACCUUCCCACGACUAUCGCUAUUAUGCCUUCUGUAGGCAGGUUUCCUUCCAUGUCACCUCAAAAUUCAACGCCACGUUCAUGAUCUCAAUCUUCGACAGAGAGACGUAUGCUUUGCUUGAUAGAAGUUAUAAUGGGUCCGCGCCCACAGAAUUAAAGAAACGACUGACUUACAAGGUGGGAGUUACAAAAAUCGGAAGCGAAACACAACGCUUCUUCAGAUGGAAUCCCAUUGGCUAUGAUUAUGUUUUCUGGCAGGAUGGUCAUCUCUACUACUCAGAAUCUCCCGAGUCACUUACAUCAGUUCGGAUCAGCAUCGAAGGAUUGAACCGGCAGCACGAAAUUUCCGAACGCUCCUAUGGAGUCUGGUGGUCCAAGAAAGGCAAAAAGUUGGCUUUUCUGAGUAAAGAGAAAAAGGAGGAAAAAUCUAUCCUCAUGGUCGGCUAUACAGAAGGGGAAAGCUAUCCGAGUGUGAUGGAACAAAAAUACGCUAAAACCCACGAAAAGCAAAUACCAACCUUCAUUCUUUUCGUAUGGGACAAAGGGAGUCGCGAACUAAAACAGAUGGACGUGCAACUAAGGAACAGAACAGCAUAUCACAUUUUUUAUGGAGCGGAAUGGGUAGUGAUUGGAGACGAAGAGUUUCUCGUUGUUUUCUGGGCAGAUAGACUCCAAACGCACAUCUCUGUAACCAUUUGUGAUCACCCAUCGGGAUUCUGUAAACUGAUUUUUGAACACAAGUAUCCGAGUAGAACGUGGCCGGAAGUGAGAGAAUUCUCAUCCAUUUUGAGCAGUGACAAUGCUAUUUAUAUCCUUCUGCCACGAGCCAGGGCAGACGGGAACAGUUACCAGCACAUCGCUAAGCUAACCAUCCAGAGAACUGCUGGAAAAGGAGCAAGAGCUAUGAAAUGGGCUAAAUCAUCAUUCCUCUCAAUAGGCAACUUUGAUGUCGUGAAGUUAAACGCCUACGAUAAAAAUAAUGACACUAUAUAUUUCACAGCGUCAGCCCCUUCACCACUCAAUCGCCAUCUAUACUCUACGAUGGGAUCACCAACAACUACUGAUGCGUGGAAAUGCGUAUCCUGUGGACACUCCAACUGUACGUAUCAAGACAAUCAAUUGACAUCGAACUUUAAGCACAUACUCACGUGGUGCAAGGGACCAGCGGUGCCACGCUAUUACCUUGGCGACAUUGUUGGAGGGAAAGUUGAAAACUUGGUAGAAAUCCUAAAGGACGAAAGUUACGAGAAAGAAUUGGAUUCUACAAUAUUACCGUCUAUUAUACGCGACACCGUGCCGCUGGCGCAAGGAUAUGAAGCCAAUGUGAAGAUCUACCUUCCACCUAAUCAAGCAAGUCGAUCUAGUUCUAGCUCGUUACCAGUGCUGCUCAAAGUCUACGCUGGACCUGGAGGCCCGCAAAUGGCCAGCGAUGAAUGUUUCACGACGGAUGGAUUCGUAGAAUUCCUAGUUACCUCACGAAAAUAUGCUGUGGUGAUGAUAGAUGGUCGUGGAUCGAACGGACGUGGGUGGAAAUAUCGGGGGGCCUUCCACGGCGCACUAGGCACCGUGGAGAUCGAGGACCAAAUUGAAGGCAUCAGACAGGUGAUAAGAAAGUAUCCUUUCCUUGACGCUCACCGCCUUUCGGUAUUUGGUUGGUCCUACGGAGGAUUUGCAGCUGCGUUGAUGUCCGAAAAAGCGCCUGAAUCAUUUUUUAAAUGCGCCAUUUCAGUAGCUCCGGUUGCUAACUUUUUGUACUACAACACAGCGUACUCCGAAAAAUACAUGGGAAAUGCUGAGAAGUCCGUCUACGAUGCUAGCGAUAUUACAAAAAAUGUUUCAAAUUUCAAGAAAACUCGCUUAUUACUCCUUCAUGGAUUGUAUGAUGAGAACGUCCACUUCCAACACAGCGCACUAUUCAUAGAAGCUCUGCAACGAAAUGACAUUGACUUCGAUGUUAUGGUCUAUCCGAAUAAAGACCAUUUCAUAACUUCGGAGCAUUUGCACAAGAAAAUCUCGUCAUUUCUAAAACAAUGUGCAAAACGUUUGUAG
Necator americanus (New World hookworm) is the source of this 2946-nucleotide messenger RNA. RefSeq lists its product as uncharacterized. The transcript is spliced from 28 exons. Gene Ontology annotation, molecular function: serine-type peptidase activity; dipeptidyl-peptidase activity. Gene Ontology annotation, cellular component: plasma membrane. Gene Ontology annotation, biological process: proteolysis. Bases 1 to 2946 code for a protein of 981 amino acids. The record is from RefSeq and is a predicted model, not a curated record. Lineage: Eukaryota; Metazoa; Nematoda; Chromadorea; Rhabditida; Ancylostomatidae.